Messenger RNA from Aplosporella prunicola CBS 121167, 2013 nucleotides. RefSeq lists its product as uncharacterized. Gene Ontology annotation, cellular component: cytosol. The record is from RefSeq and is a predicted model, not a curated record. NCBI's taxonomy places the organism in Eukaryota, Fungi, Ascomycota, Dothideomycetes, Botryosphaeriales, Aplosporellaceae. Gene Ontology annotation, molecular function: GTPase activity; GTP binding. The coding region runs from base 1 to 2013 and encodes 670 amino acids. The transcript has a single exon. Gene Ontology annotation, biological process: ribosomal subunit export from nucleus.
AUGAAUGACCGUUUCGGCAAAGGCAAAGGGCAGGACAUGCGGCGCGGCAACAACCAGCAGCCCAACGCGAUCCAGCGCAAAGGGCAAAACGGCGAGACGUACGUGACCAACGAGAAGCAGGACGCGGCGUGGGUCAAGAUGCGCAGCAUCACCGAGCAGGGCGCGCUGGACGAGUUCCUCAGCACCGCCGAGCUGGCCGGCACCGACUUCACGGCCGAGAAAAUGAACAACGUCAAGAUCAUCCACACGGACCAGAAGAACCCCUACCUGCUGUCGGCGACCGAGGAGCGCGCCGCUGUGCGCAAGCAAAACGCCCACCGCAAGAACCUCACCGUCCCGCGCCGCCCCAAGUGGGACGAGACGACGACGCGCUGGGAGCUCGACGCCCGCGAGCGCGAGAGCCUGCUGCAGUGGCGUCGCGGCCUCGCCGAGCUGCAGGAGAGCAACGACCUGCUGCUCACGCCCUUUGAGCGCAACAUUGAAGUCUGGCGCCAGCUGUGGCGCGUCAUUGAGCGCUCCGACCUGGUCGUGCAGAUUGUCGACGCGCGCAACCCGCUGCUGUUCCGCUGCGAGGACCUCGACCGCUACGUCAAAGAGGUCGACGCCAAGAAGCGCAACUUGCUGCUCGUCAACAAGGCCGACAUGAUGACGCUCGAGCAGCGCGAGAUGUGGGCCGACUAUUUCGUUUCUGCCGGCAUCAACUUCCGCUUCUUCUCGGCCGAGCUGGCCAAGGAGCUGAACGAGGCGCGGGAGCUCGAGGAGGACGGCGAGGGCUCGUCGGAAGAGGGCGACGACGACGACGCGCUGGAGGGGGAUGAGAACGCGCUUGCGCGCGAGGCCAAGAAGCUGGACGUGCAGGACAAGGAAGAGGAGGCGGCCAAGUGGGUGGACGAGGAGACGGUGGGCGCGGGCGGGCCCAGCAGCUCAGGCGGGGUGCCGCUGGACGGAGUGCCGCUGGCCGACUCGGAGCGCACGCGCAUCAUGACGACGGACGAGCUGGAAGCGCUAUUCCUGGAGCACGCGCCGGAAAUCGGCACGGGCCCAGAGGGGCAGCAGGCACGAAAGACGCAAAUCGGGCUGGUGGGCUACCCGAACGUGGGCAAGUCGUCGACCAUCAACGCCCUCAUCGGCGCCAAGAAAGUCUCCGUCUCGGCCACGCCCGGCAAAACAAAACACUUCCAGACAAUCCACCUGUCGGACAAAGUCGUGCUAUGCGACUGCCCCGGUCUCGUCUUCCCCAACUUCGCGACCACCAAAGCCGAGCUCGUCUGCUCCGGCGUGCUGCCCAUCGACCAGCUGCGCGAGUUCACGGGCCCCGCGGGGCUGGUGGCGUCGCGCAUUCCGCAGGCCUUCCUCGAAGCCAUCUACGGCAUGACGAUCCACACGCGGCCUUUGGAAGAAGGCGGAACCGGGAUCCCGACGGCUGAGGAACUGCUGCGCGCGUACGCAACAGCCCGCGGCUUCUCGACGCAAGGGCUGGGCCAGCCGGACGAGAGCCGCGCCGCGCGCUUCGUGCUCAAAGACUACGUCAAAGGCAAGCUGCUGUACUGCCACCCGCCGCCAGCGGACCCGCCCAUCGACGGGCGGCACUUCAACCGCGACCUGUACAGCGCCGCACACCUGCCGGAGAAACGGCGCGCCAUGCUCGCGGCCAAGGAAGAGGCGCUGCUGCACGAGGGGCACGAAGGCCACGAUGGCGCCGACGCCUCGCUCAUGGACGACCCCGACAUGCUGCCCCUGCCCCUGCCCCAGGGCGAGAAGGGCAAGAACCUCGACAAGCGCUUUUUCGGGCCCGGCACGGGGCACGCGCACCUCGCGAUGCCGUUCCACGAGAAGUACACGGAGCAGGGCCGGGCAGCGGGGCGGCAGCUCAGCGGGCGCAAGGCGGUGGUCAUGAGUGCGUUGGAGCGGGAUCUCGAUCCCGACGAGGUCAAGGCCGCGGGCAGGGGCAAGAAGCAUUUCAAGGGGAAGAGGAAGGUCAAGGUUCGGAAUAUGGGGGGUGGGUAUGAGUAG